Molecule: messenger RNA, 972 nt
Organism: Engraulis encrasicolus (European anchovy)
Lineage: Eukaryota; Metazoa; Chordata; Actinopteri; Clupeiformes; Engraulidae
Gene: slbp
Product: stem-loop histone mRNA binding protein
Exons: 6
Coding region: 86-598 (170 amino acids)
Biological process (GO): mRNA 3'-end processing by stem-loop binding and cleavage; mRNA transport
Cellular component (GO): cytoplasm; histone pre-mRNA 3'end processing complex
Molecular function (GO): mRNA binding; histone pre-mRNA stem-loop binding
Source: RefSeq, a predicted model, not a curated record
UUGGCUGUGUAGUUUCACGACGCCAGACGCCGUUCGCUACGUCUCCCGCCACAAAGACUGGGGCAGUGAGGUGGAGGCCGACGAGAUGAGGAGAAACAAGGACGCCAGGGACGCCAUCAGGUCUAGAAGGCGGAUUCUCACAACAGAGUCGGGAGCCAGGGAACGAAGGGUCUCAUCGGGAAGCUGUGACUCGAGAGAUUCUAACUCUAGCCCUGCAGAGCUGGAGACGGACGAGAAUGUCCUGUCCAGGAGACAGAAGCAAAUCAACUACGGGAAGAACACCCUCGCUUACGACCGAUACAUCAAGGAGGUGCCAAAGCACUUGAGGCAGCCCGGGGUCCACCCGCGCACCCCUAAUAAGCACAGGAAGUACAGCCGGCGCUCGUGGGACCAGCAGAUCCGCAUGUGGAAGGUUAAGCUGCACCACUGGGACCCGCCCACAGAGGAAGGAGACCUGGAAGCUGUAGAGGAGCUGGAGCUUGGUGACUUCAUGGACAUUGAGUUGGACCCUGAUGCAGAGUCAUGCCAAGCGUCUAAAGAUGAAAACGACGACGACUCCGGAACAUCUAGAAAAAUGCAGAAAACUGAGGAAUCGUAGCAAGUGGAAGAGGUCUAUGGGUUGGACAGCAGUAGUGUAGUCUGAUGCACAGUGGAGAGACAUCGACGCCUGAAAUGAUUAUUCCUGUGACAACUGUGAAUCUUGGACAACCAGACUGGAGUUGGGAGCAUUUUGAUAUUCUGAUAAGACGAGUUCGACAUAUUUGUAUUUCUCUUUCAUUCCUGUUUUUUAAAGGUUAAUAUAGUCAAAGUCGUUUGCUUUUAAAUGCUUUGUAUGAUGCAAGGGGUUUGUAAAUAAAGUUAUUUUAUUUGGAUUUGCCUUUAAGAAUGCAUAUUUUUGUAAUAAGAUUUUUUUUUUGUUUAGUUGCUGUAAUAUGGAGAGAAAAAAAAUAAAUGUUGUAUUGGUGAGGUUUA